GCCGCCGCUGUUGCGCAGGCGCCGAGCCGUGCAACGGCCGCCGCGCGCGCGAGGGCGCAGCCAAUGGGGGCGGGCCGCGGCAGUCGCGCGCUGUUCAAACGCGGCGGCGGCGGCGCGAGGAGGACCGCGGCGGGCCCGUCCCGGCGUCCGUCGCUAAAUAAGGUUGACCAAGGACUGGAACAAGAUGGUAUCUGUGCUCCAAAAUGUCAAGGCAACAAUGGCCUGGCGGAAACACCAGCUCCUAGCUGACUUUGAUGACAAUGAGAGCCCUGUACCUGACAAAUUCAAGAGAAGGCCUUCUCUGAGGUCUCUCAAUACCAUCCGCAUGUCUCUAAGGAAGCGAGUACCAUUAAAGCAAGUAGAGCUGAACUUUCGUAAGACCCCAACUUGGGAAAGUCUGGAAGCAAGACAGAAGUGCCAAACUCUUCAGAGUAUUAAAAGAACAGCAAAAAAUGCUUUUGGAACAGUGUCCCAGAAAAUACAGAAGUCUUGCCAAAGCCCAGUACGCUCAAUGGUGACCUUUCUAGCUGAAUCCAACAGCGGAAGCUGUGCAACCAGUCCUACCAAGAAAAGUACUACAGCUCGAACCCCUUGCCAUAAGAAGAGUGUUACUUCAGCAGCCAGUUCUAAAGGCACCCCAAGAUCCAGCAAAAGAGCCUUGCUUGGGCCAACAAGGGUGCCAGAAUGUAAAGAAUGGAGGAGAUUCUCGUCCUCGCUUGAUAAAGAUGCUGUCUCUCUUCGGAGAUCAAGAAGAGCAGCAGCGCUGAAGAGUCCUUACUCAUCACCACCUCCCGGCAGUGGAAAGAUAGAGUUUGACUGCGAGUUGGAGCUGGUCUCCUCAGGGAUUUGCCAGUUGAAGCGUAUCUCCCAGGCAUUUGAUGAUACCAUUGUGCAAGAGGAGAGGCAACAUGCAAUAUCGAACUACUACUACCUAAUGGCACAAAACUUGCAGUCUGUGCGUCGAUCUCGGAAACUUUCUCAAGCUAUCAGAAGGCGGGCAAAGAAACUCCAUCGAGCACUUGCUACCUAGACCAGAGACGGCUGUAACUGUUAUGAGCAUAUAUGAAGGAGAGCUCUGUGUAGCACUCGAGAGGGUGUAUACUCCAUACAUUGAACAAGCCAUUCCAUUUUAUAAUCUUUCUUGACAAAGCAGCCCAGGAUUUCCUUUCCCUUGCACUCUCUUUUCAAAUGAACAGGAGAAUCAAAAUUGUGCAGCAGUGUGUAAUUGCCUACCGAGAUGAGGGACCAUCCUGAAUGUGAGUUCCAUAAGGCUGUUAAGUCCUUUGAAACUUAUAACUGACCAGUAGGAAUGGCCACAGACUUAAGAAGGGUGGUCUUAGGUAAUAGUAGUAUUUAGACUGGUAUCCAAAUGCCACAGGUUUUAGUGUGAGUACUUUGCUUACUAAAAGUGCUGGUCCAUUAUUCUUUUUCUGUAUACGAACAACCCAAAAGUUACGCAUCAUGUUGAACUGGAAGUUAAUGAAACAGCAGUGGCUUGUUUGAGUUCUGACCACAACUGCAACUCCAAGGCAACAGGUUUCUGUGCAGUCAGUCAUGCCCCAAGAGAGGAGCUGCAUGAGGACUCUUAAUUGAUGGCCUUAGCUUUAGUUAGGCUAAUCUAAUAGCAAACCUUAUGUUAAGUAGUUGGGUUCCAGACAAAUGAGAACAACUUUGUAAUUUCUUGCCGCUGCUUUAAAUAGCAUCUUGGCAGCUGAGUUGAACGUUGCUUUCCUAGUAGGACAUCUGACUUUUCGUUAUACACAGAAAUUGGUUAUAUAAUUAAUGUAACUUCUUAAAACUACUAUUGUAGUAUCACAGCGCAGGUGUUUUAUUUGAUGAAGUAUACUAAGCAUUUGAUACCUGCAUUUUGCUUCUAACUACUUUUAAAAAAAGUAAUGUUCUUUUGAUGAGCUUUUUUGGUAGAUGAUUCACUUUAACCAAGUUUAGUCUUUCAAACUAAAGCAAAGAUUUCUCAGGCUUCUAGAAUUCACCACCAGGGCUGUUUUACAUGGUGGGAGCUUUGUGCAGGGUUCUCGGAUUACAUUCACUUUAAGAUGAACCUUCAAACAAAAGACUGAUUUGGGAAACAUUGUUCUACUUGAUAAUUUUUAAGAUGCACAUGUAAUUUAGUAAAACUGGAACUACUAAAAUUUUAAUGGUAUUAAGUAUAAAUAUUGGAAGCAGUAAUGUUAAAUUCUGAUUUAUGUGCAAGUAUAGGUUUUAAACUUGCUCCUCAUUUUUCUUUACUCUUGUCAAAUGAGACUGUUUUAAAAUAUUGAAACAGUCAAUGAGGCCUGGAAACACGAAAACAACCCUGAGUUCACAAAGCUUUCAGAUGACUGAGAGCUUUAGAUGUGUUAUUUUUUGGUGUGGUUUUUUUUGUAUUGUAUUGGUUUUGUUGUGUUUUUUCUUAACCACUUUUCUAUAUGGAACAGUAACCUGAAGUUAUUCUUUGCAUGUACUGAAACUUCUUCUAUAAAGCUUUCACAAAGA
Messenger RNA from Falco peregrinus (peregrine falcon), 2493 nucleotides. It is a transcript of the gene PIMREG, whose product is annotated as PICALM interacting mitotic regulator. The coding region runs from base 185 to 1030 and encodes 281 amino acids. NCBI's taxonomy places the organism in Eukaryota, Metazoa, Chordata, Aves, Falconiformes, Falconidae. The record is from RefSeq and is a predicted model, not a curated record. The transcript has 5 exons.